CGGGCAUUUCCGGAUUCACCGAUAACGGUUGGAAUGUUCAAAUCUUCGAUGCUAGUUUUGCUACUUCUGGCCUGGAGUGGAUACUGAGCUAAGAAAGCAACAGAAGAAGGAGCAAAGAAACUAAAAAAAAGGAGGUGAAGAGGAGCCUGGCUACGGAAUGACGGUGUUGCAGGAACCUGUCCAGGCUGCUGUCUGGCAUGCUCUGAACCACUACGCCUACCGAGAUGCAGUAUUCCUGGCAGAGCGACUCUAUGCUGAGGUCCAUUCAGAAGAAGCGCUCUUCCUGCUGGCUACGUGCUACUACCGUUCAGGGAAGGCGUAUAAGGCCUACCACCUCCUGAAAGGACACAGCUGCACCACGCCACAAUGCAAAUACCUCCUCGCCAAGUGCUGUGUGGAACUGAGCAAGUUGGCAGAGGGAGAGCAGAUCCUGACCGGAGGGGUCCUGAACAAACAGAAGAGCCAAGACGACAUCAUUACUGAGUUUGGAGACUCGGCCUGCUUCACUCUGGCUCUGCUGGGGCAAAUCUACUGCAAAACAGAUCGGAUAGCAAAAGGAGCUGAAUGUUACCAAAAAAGCAUGAGCGAGAACCCUUUCUUAUGGUCUCCAUUUGAGUCUCUAUGUCAAAUCGGGGAGCGACCGGAUCCAGAGCAGAUCUUUAGAUUGACCUCCUUGCAGAAUUUCAGUGGAGGCAGCGGAGGAGUCGCCCCCCCUCCUCCCAUCAGCCCUGCACACACACCUAGUAACAACAUGGGACAUCGACAAGUUGACACUGUCCUAAUGGAGACCCCACAGGACACUUUGGAGCUAAACCGGCUCAAUCUAGAAUCUUCUAACUCAAAGUACUCCCUGAAUACGGACUCCUCUGUGUCCUACAUCGACUCCUCUGUCAUCUCGCCAGACUCUGUGCCAUUGGGCACCGGUGGCUCACUAUUAUCCAAACAAGUGCAAAACAAACCCAAGAGCGGCCGAUGUCUGCUGGGGGGCACGGCCACACUUAGCCCCCUCACACCAAGUUUUGGAAUUUUGCCUCUGGAGCCGAGCCCGGGAGACCCAACGUACCUGCAGAAUUACAGUCACAGUGGAAGUGGGAUGGAACCACCUCCUCCACCUGGCCCUCCAAAGAAGGCUGUCAGUAGAAUCAGCCAAGUGGGGACGAAGUCAGUGUUUGCACAGAGUGGAAACAGCAGAGAGGUCAUUCCAAACCCUUUCAACCAAACUCAGACCACUGCCCCACAGACCAGUACUACACCACAAGUGCUGAGCCCAACCAUUGCUGCUCCCCCAAAUGUGCAGCCACGGCGGAGCUCAAGACUCUUCACCAGUGCCAGCUCCACUGCCAAGGAGAACAGCAAGAAGCUGAAAAUGAAGUUCCCCACCAAGAUUCCUAACCGAAAGACCAAAACGAAAACGGGUAAGGGAGGAAUCACCCCAUCUAACCUGAAUGAGAGCAUCGAGAUCCUCAAGCUUGAUUCUUCCAUAUCAGAAGGAAAAGGCAACAUCAGCUCACCGCAGUUCCAGGCUUUUAAUCUACAAAAGGCUGCUGCAGAUGGGCUGAUGACGUUGAUGCGGGAUAUUGGGAGGGGCUAUCUUGCUCUGUGCUCUUACAACUGCAGAGAAGCCAUCAACAUCUUGAGUCAGCUGCCUUCACACCACUACAACACAGGCUGGGUGCUGGGUCAGAUCGGACGAGCUCACUUCGAAUUGGCUGAAUACAUGCAGGCGGAGAGGAUUUUUUCCGAAGUCCGGCGCAUUGAGAGCUAUCGAGUGGAAGGUAUGGAGAUCUAUUCCACAACACUCUGGCAUUUACAGAAGGAUGUGGCGCUUUCCGCCCUAUCUAAAGAUCUCACUGACAUGGACAAAAACUCACCAGAGCCCUGGUGUGUAGCUGGUAACUGUUUCAGCUUACAGCGGGAACAUGACAUAGCCAUUAAGUUCUUCACACGGGCCAUCCAGGUGGACCCCAGCUUUGCAUACGCAUACACACUAUUAGGGCAUGAACUAGUGCUCACAGAGGAGCUGGAGAAAGCCCUGGGCUGCUUCCGCAAUGCUAUACGCCUCAAUAAACGUCACUACAAUGCCUGGUACGGCUUGGGAAUGAUUUACUACAAGCAGGAGAAAUUUAACCUAGCCGAGAUUCAUUUCAAGAAGGCUUUGAGCAUCAAUCCUCAGAGCUCUGUGCUGCUUUGUCAUAUUGGAGUGGUUCAACAUGCUUUGAAGAAAUCAGACCAUGCACUGGAGACCCUCAACAGAGCCAUUAGCAUCGACCCCAAGAACCCGCUAUGCAAAUUCCAUAGGGCCUCUAUUCUCUUUGCCAAUGAAAAGUACAAGGCGGCUUUGCAGGAGCUUGAAGAACUGAAACAAAUAGUGCCCAAAGAGUCCCUUGUUUACUUCUUAAUAGGAAAGGUCUAUAAGAAGCUUGGCCAGACUCAUCUGGCGCUAAUGAACUUCUCUUGGGCCAUGGACUUGGACCCUAAAGGGGCCAAUAAUCAGAUCAAAGAGGCCAUAGAUAAGCGAUACCUCCCAGAUGAUGACGAACCUGUCACUCCUGAUGACUAUCCUUACUACUCAACAGCGGAGGUGGAGGAGUCACAGGAGAGCAGUAUGACGGACGCUGAUGACACGCAGCUCCACACCACGGAGAGCGAUGAGGUUCUGUAGCCCCCGACACCACUCUGAACUUUGAAACAAUGCCAAUUUGGGGGCUACUUGAAGACUUCAGCUCUGAAAAAGGAGGAAGAAGAAAAAAAGGAAAACAAACUGCUGCUAAUAACAGUACCUCCUCACUUCUGUCGUUUUAUUUUCAUCAUUCGUUCUUGCCUUUUUCCACCCCCUCGUCAUCAUGCCUUAGAGGUCUCUCAUCGGUCUGAUCUUCUGGUCCUGUCUCAUCCCUCAUCGUCACUGGCAGGCGUCCCUUAUCGCAGACAGAAUUCAAGUUCUGCCUGAGCUCAAAUUGCCCAGAUUCGCCAAUGACUCCAUUGUCUUCUCAACAAGUUAAUUGUCAGUUGAAGACUCAAAAAAGAGCCACAGACAUUCAUGGAUGUUCCUGUCUUAAUGCUUAGGCCUUUUAUGUUAUUUUAUCGGCAUUUACUCUGAAUAAAGACCUGUGUAAGAGUUGGUAGUCCUUUGAUUCCUCUCCCCUCCCUUUUUCAUCAAGGAACGUAAUUGCUGGGAGAAAAAAAGCACUUUCUGCCCACAUAAAAAUUUUUUAAAAAGCGUUUGGCAUUAGAGAUUCAAUGUAAACUGCAUAUCUUCUAUCAGAUUACCAUCUGUUUAGAGGAACAAUGUUUUUGAACGUUAACUAGAAAGUACCAGUUCUGGAUGAUGCAGAUCUUUUUCCACCAGAUUUUAAAACUUGUGUGUGUGUGACUGAUGCUCAAGAAGCACUUAUGUUUUUUUUAAAAAUGUUGUCUUAAUCAGAAAAAUUUGCCACUCUCACACUUAUCUGUUCCGCUCUUAUCUACUGUCAAAACAUCCAAAUCCAUGUUUUUUGCCCAGCUGCAAGACAUUGAUUAGAGAAUUGUUGAUUAAAUAAGUGUAUAGGUGGGGUGGUUUUCUUGACACACUUUCAUCUGUGUUUGGGAAACCAGACCACAGUGUCCAAAUUAACAACACUAUUGUAUGGCACAGUGACCAGUGGUCAGACUUCUUGAGACAAUUUUCUGAAAUGUUGGUGCUGUUGAGGACAAUACUGAUGAACAUAGAAAAUGUGCACAAAGUAUCUUUCAUGGAUUUUAUUUUACCAGAACAUGUUUAUUAUUAUAAAAUGUUUUUGAUCUCUGCUAAAUGCUUCUUAUUGUACAUUUUAAGGAAUUAAAAGGUAAUAGAAUAAACAACUUUGACUGAAA
This is a messenger RNA of Onychostoma macrolepis, 3849 nucleotides long. It is a transcript of the gene cdc27, whose product is annotated as cell division cycle 27. NCBI's taxonomy places the organism in Eukaryota, Metazoa, Chordata, Actinopteri, Cypriniformes, Cyprinidae. Gene Ontology annotation, molecular function: protein binding. Bases 158 to 2662 code for a protein of 834 amino acids. The transcript has 19 exons. The record is from RefSeq and is a predicted model, not a curated record. Gene Ontology annotation, biological process: cell division.